AUGCGCCGCUUGCAGAAGCGCCCGGGCGGCAUCCACCGGACGAAUCUCUACCGCCGCGGGCGGCGCGGCGGGCGGCAGCUGAGCCAGGACGAGCUGACGUCACGCCUGCUGCAGAGCCCACAACUAGCGGCGGGAAACGCGGCGGGCUGGCCGCUGCUUAGCGCGUGUCUGUCCCCGUUGCCGUUAGCGCGGGAGGAUCGGGAAUGGAUCUGGGCGAAUGGGGAUGAGAUUAAGGAGGGUUUAGGGCUUUUGAUGGCAGAAGAGGGGGAUUGGUGGGAGACAGUGGGAGAGGGUUCAGGGAUGGUGAUGGCAGUGGUGCAUGCAGGUGAGAUGGUGCUUGGUCCCACAGGCGGCAUGGGCGGGUUUGUGCUGGAGCUGGCUCUGGCUGAGAUGCUGCUGCAGGCACGGGAGGGUUCGUGCUGGAGCUGGCUCUGGCUGAAAUGCUGCUGCAGGAAUGUUGCUGCCACGUGUGAUGGAUGGUACAGGAAUGUUGCUGCCACGUGUGAUGGAUGGUACAGGAAUGUUGCUGCCACGUGUGAUGGAUGGUACAGGAAUGUUGCUGCCACGUGUGAUGGAUGGUACAGGAAUGUUGCUGCCACGUGUGAUGGAUGGUACAGGAAUGUUGCUGCCACGUGUGAUGGAUGGUACAGGAAUGUUGCUGCCACGUGUGAUGGAUGGUACAGGAAUGUUGCUGCCACGUGUGAUGGAUGGUACAGGAAUGUUGCUGCCACGUGUGAUGGAUGGGGGCCCUUUGUGUCGGAGCUGGCUCUUGCUGAGAUGCUGCUGCAGGUGAGCUUUGAUGAUGGUGGUGAGAGAAUGGAGCUGGCAGGUGCGGGCGUGUCGGAGCUGGCCGAUUUUUUAGUCGACUAA
Messenger RNA from Closterium sp. NIES-65, 870 nucleotides. Lineage: Eukaryota; Viridiplantae; Streptophyta; Zygnematophyceae; Desmidiales; Closteriaceae. The record is from the annotation of a GenBank genome assembly.